GCGCCGCCCGACUUGGGUGCACUGAAGACGCGCAUGGCCGCAGUGGGGCCGCGAACCGGCCCGGGCUCCGGGGCCGAGGCCCUGGCACUUGCGGUAGAACUGCAGGGCGAGGCGACGUGUUCCAUCUGCCUGGAGCUCUUCCGAGAGCCGGUGUCCGUCGAGUGCGGCCACAGUUUCUGCCACUCUUGCAUCGCGCGCUGCUGGGAGCGCCCAGGCGCGGGGUCCACCGGCGUCCCCCGCUUGCUGCCCUGCCCGCAGUGCCGCGAGCCCGCGCGCCCGGGCCAGCUGAGGCCCAACCGGCAGCUGGCCGCGGUGGCCGCACUGCUGAGGCGUUUCAGCCUGCCCACCAUCGCAACGGGCGAGAGCGGAUCCCCGGAGGCCGCGGUGGCUGGGUGCUCACAGCACGGCGAACAGCUCAAGCUCUACUGCCAGGACGACGGACGCGCCAUUUGCGUGGUGUGCGACCGCUCCCGCGAGCACCGAGCACACGUCGUGUUACCGCUCGAUGAGGCUGUGCAGGAGGCUAAGGAGCUCCUGGAGUCCAGGCUGAAGGUCUUGAAGAAUGAUCUGGAAGAUUAUGAGGUGUUUCGUUCCACCGAAGAGAAGGAGAGCAAGGAGCUCCUGAAGCAGAUGGCAGCUGAGCGAGAGAAGGUGGGGGCAGAGUUUCAGGCACUGCGGGCCUUCCUGGUGGAGCAGGAGGGCCGGCUCCUGGGCCGCCUGGAGGAGCUGUCCCGGGAGGUGACACAAAAACAGAAUGAGAACCUGACCCAGCUCGGGAAUGAGAUUGCCCAGCUAUCCAAGCUCACUAACCAGAUCCAAGAGACAGCUCGAAAGCCUGACCUUGACUUUCUCCAGGAAUUCAAAAGCACUCUAAGCAGUGUUGGUGGGCCUUCCUCCUUGUCCUGCAGGUGCAGCAAUGUGCCUGCCCCCAAGCCAAGCACAGUCUCCUCUGAGAUGAAGAAUAAAGUCUGGAAUGUUUCCCUCAAGACCUUUGUCUUAAAGGGACUGCUCAAGAAGUUCAAAGAGGAUCUUCGUGGAGAGCUGGAGAAAGAGGAGAAAGUGGAGCUGACCUUGGACCCAGACACGGCCAACCCUCGCCUCAUCCUCUCUCUGGAUCUUAAGAGUGUGCGCCUUGGGCAGCGGGCCCAGGACCUGCCCAACCACCCGCGUCGCUUUGAUACCAACACUCGAGUCCUGGCGUCCUGCGGCUUCUCCUCUGGGCGGCACCACUGGGAGGUAGAAGUGGGCUCCCAGGAUGGCUGGGCUUUCGGCGUGGCCCGAGAGAGCGUGCGCCGCAAGGGCCUGACGCCCUUCACUCCCGAGGAGGGCGUCUGGGCACUGCAGCUCAACAGCGGACAGUACUGGGCUGUAACCAGCCCUGAGCGGACUCCCCUCAGCUGUGGCCACCUGUCCCGCGUUAGGGUGGCGCUGGACCUGGAAGUGGGGGCCGUGUCCUUCUACGCCACGGAGGACAUGCGCCACCUCUACACCUUCCGUGUCAACUUCCAAGAGCGUGUGUUCCCCCUUUUCUCUGUCUGCUCCACUGGCACCUACUUGCGAAUCUGGCCUUGAGGGACAGUGCUUAGCCUCCCAGAGGGAAUGGGUCAGUCAAGAACACCUUCUCCUCGCUGCCAAUGGGAAAGGGAGCCUCCUGGUCACUUUGGGUCUGCCCUUCACUCUUCCUGCCCCAGGAUACCUUAGAGAGGCUUCUGGAGUCCAAGCAUUAGAAGCACGAGACUGUGAAAGGGAUUCUGUGUUCAAAUGAGCAGAAGAAGAGGUGCCUUGGAUCCCCAGGGCCUGUCCUCUACCUGUUCCUGGCAUGUGGAUUUGGUACCAGCUGUAAGGAGGUAGAGGCAGGUAAGGACAGGAACCCUGUUGUGAUAGGGUGCUUCCUCUUACUGGGGCUUACAGCUUAGACUCAGCAGAACCUCUGUCUCCCUGGAACAUCCUCAAACCCUGGUCCUGUGUUAUCCUCAGUUGCAAGUGGCAUAUUUGGGGCCAGGCCAAACAGGUUCAUGAUCACUUAUUUUCUGCCUUGUGAGCUGUCAGCUCUGCCUUCAAAGACCCGAAUCUAGCUGGCCUAACCAAAUCAUCUACUCAGGGAGGAGCACUGUGCUCCCAGCUCAGAAGACAUUCUGGGCCAGAACUAGGAGACCCUUAACAUGUACACGAGGGAAAAGCCCCAGACAACAGUAUAUAGGCAUGGCUACCCCCUAACACCCAUAAACUGAUGAUAUCGAGUGAAAUGUACAUCCCCAGCCAGAGUGACAGCCACGUGUUCUCAGAGAUGCCUAAACCUCUCUCAAGUGCCAAAGUACAGUCUCUCUGGGUAAGGAUCCCAAAGGUUCUGGAAUUUUGAAACACAAGAGAGUACUCAGUUUUACAGAUGCAACUAACAAUGUCAUAGAAAGCAGAGCACAAAUAUGCCCAACAGAUUAUUUCUGGAACUUGCCAAAUGUAUGCCAACAGCAGAGGACCCUGGUGUUAAGACUAACUCAGCCUGUGCCCUGGUGUCUGUUAUCACCCUGGCUAAUUGUUUCCCAGCUUCCGUAAGGUUAGACUUCUGAGAGGGUGGUGGUAGGCUGUUCCUUGCUUAGUGCUCCCCAGGGAAGGGGGAUGGAGAUGGAAAUACAGACUAUGAGCUCAUUUCUAUGGUGGCUUAGCUCAUUCUUGAUUAACCCAGUCUGAGUGCAAAAGCACAAGUAUGAGCAAGAAUUUUUGCCAGAGGAAGUGAGCAUGUGUGCUUCUCUAUGUGAGAAAUGUGCACACAUGUGUUUAUAUCAGAUUGUGGGGGCAGUGGGGUGUGUGGAUUUUGGAGAGGGCAUGUAUGAGCACAUGCAUAGGGUUUAGGUAUUGAAACUGACCUAGGUCAAUUAGGUCAGACCUUAUUAUUGACUUCUUGUUAAAUGUUAACCACCCCAUAUUUAGAUGAUGGCCAUAGGUUUCCAACUCCACUAAUGGGCUGCUUAGCUAGAUGAAAGCCAGUUUCAGACCUAAUUCUGUCCUAUCCAGGUUGUUUAGACAGAUGCAGGGAUGAUGACAGUCAAACAGUCUGGUCUGCAAGAAUCAUGAAUUUCUCUUGCAGAUGCUUCAAGCACACUUUGCACACAGGGUUCUUGUAGGGUAGGCAUGGCACUAUUCUAGAGGCAGACCCAGUGCACACAGCAACAGGCAAUCAGAAUCCAGUGUCUUACAGGCUGGGGAUAGGACCAUUUAAGAGCCUGGCCCACAGCAGCAUUCCAGAAGGUGAAUUCUAUGUCCUCUUCAUACACAGAGUGUAGCUCUGGAAUACUGUAGCCAACCCACUUAUUUAAUUACCACUGAUUUCCAGAACUAGAACCCAUUUCUAAUUUUCAUUUGCUAAUUAAGUUGCCAAAUGUUAUCUUCAAGCCCUAAUGUUAUCUGGGAUUGUAUGGUUUCUGACUUGAGUGUCACAAUUACUCUUUAUGUCAUCUAGAAACUGUGUAGAAGUAUUGUAACACAUAUUACAGGUCACAGAAGAUAGGGUGGCUGGUAGAGGCCCUAUAGGGCCAGGUUUGGGGACUGCUGUCUGUGUGUAUAUUUUCAGCCUUUGUGUUUGUGUACUAUCAGAGUGUGUAGAAUAACUAUAUAGAUAUCUAUAUAUAUGAAGAGAUGUAACAACAGUUACAAAACUGCAUGUGGAGGCUGAGAGAGAUGUUCUCUCUUGGUCACCAGUGUAGCGUGGUGACUUUGAGAGUAUGUGUGUGUAUGUGCAUUUUCCUCUCCCAUCCUUUGGGCAUCAUAAGAUCUCUGAGAUCUCUGGGCCUCUGAGAACAAUGCGUGGCCUAACUUGGGCCCUUCUGACCCCAACCAUUAGUCCCAGAUCCUUGCUAGCUGCAGAGCUGUGAAAAUCCAGAUCCUUGCCACGAGACUGUCACACAGCUCCUCAGUAUACAGACUGGAGGUCACCGAGGGUCCUGCUUUUGGCCUGGUUAUCCUGUGAUCUAAGGCAUCUGGUCUUGCAGGGACCAUUGGGCAGGAUGGGCAACCAGGCCAACGUCCACUACCUAUCUACAGCUGCCACUUUGACCAUUGCUGGGCUAGAGUUCCUGUCCUUCACCUGGGCUCUCACCCUCUUUCCCUGCCCUCAACUCCAUGGGCCCUUUUGGGGGCCCUGACAGAACCUGCUUCUCAUGAGUCCAAGGCAGGCCCUAAGGGUUGUCUUUACCUAAUUUGCCCAAGGAUGCGGUAGGGGCUAGGGACCCCAGUCCUUGGCCCAGCACUUCCUCACACUCAGACAUUCUGAUUUUUCCUCCAGUCUCUAUUAGCCUCUGCCCUCCUGAUUCCCCCUCUCCCCCAUCCGUAGUGCUCCCUCAGGGCCCAACCUACAUUACCAAGCCCCUGGAACUGGAUUCUCCUCAGGACAGGCCUAUUAAUAUCCUUCCCCUAACUUCUUGAAGCCCUGACCUAGGAGUUCAGUUCUCACACACAAUAAACCGCACAACCCUCCCCUCAACCAGUACUCAUCCUGGGGACCUCUUCACAGCCCCGCCCACCGGAGGCUCAGCCUGCGAGGGAGACUCUAGCCUUCUACCUGUGGGGCUCUCUCCCAGGAUUUGCGGCUCCCCCAGCCCCACCAACACAUACAAACGCCACAGGCUAAGCCCCGGCGGACCAGCGGGGCCCUCCAGGGCCAAGGGACGCUGGCAUCACCCCUGGCCGCUUAGUUUCUCUGUGUAGUUAUUUGCGGCUGCGCUAAUGUAGAUCAAGGAGACAGACCAGACUCAGACUCCGAACUGGGUUCAAAUUAAGAGAGCUUUAUUAGCUACGCGGCGACUGUCCCAUCCUACGCAGAGGAGAGAGCAGCCCCGAGCUCAGGGGAAGGGCUGCUUAUAUUGGUGUCUUAACCCUAGUUAAGAAAUUGGGCUAAAGGUUUGUGAGCAAGCAAGCAAGUACAGAAGCAGAUAUCUGAGGUUAGCCAUUAACGCCUGAGGGAUAAAUGAACAAUACAAUGGUUAACUCUGGUUGAUGUAUAUCUCCUUCCUUGAUUAAUGGAAAAUUUUUUUAUUGUAUGUUCACAUAGCAUGUGUUUGUCCUUCACACGGAGGCUGUUGCGGCGCGUACUAUUCGCAGGCAGAUAAUAGAUUUACAGUAAUUUCACAGUUUGGGCGGCCCCCUAGCUCAGGGGCUAGAGCGCUGGUCCAAUGAAGCAGGGAUCGCAAGCUCAACUCUCGCUUGGACUUUCACCUUCCUUUUCAUUAUUUCUGCCUUUCUGAGAGGCCGAACCCUGGUGAAGCUUCUUGAUCUUUGACUCGCUGGUGUCACCCGCCCAACCGCCCCUCCCUCAGGUCGCUAAUCUCUUGAAGAGCCAUACUGAUCCUUGUGAUCACAGAUUCCACUGGCCCCGCUCCACUUCUCCUCCGUGGUCCCUCGCUCGAUUCCUUCUGCGGGAGUCUUUCCGUACAUCUCCGGGGUGGAGGCAGGGGCUCGCCCUCGUCUCUCAUUCUUCCUUCUUAGUUGCGUAGAGACCACCUGUUAACGCCGGGUCCCGCCCCCUAGGAACCUACGGUUUUAGCUGGGAGGACGACUAAAAACUCCGGCAUAACUCGCCAUUGGCCUCACAAUCUGGCUUCUAUCGUGAGGUAGCCUUCCGGUACAGCAGGCACAGGGGUCAACGAAUCCCGGGAGCCCCGGGUACUAAACUCGGGAAGGGAAGCAGGUGCCCGCUCCUCCAUGCACCCCACCUACUCCAUUCACCGCCUUCUCCCGAAUCUACACAGGUUUCCGUGAGUUGUUCUCUCCUCCAGUGCACCAGCUCAGUUCUGUUUUCUCACUCUCUCUCUUUUUUAAAUCCC
Messenger RNA from Molossus molossus (Pallas's mastiff bat), 5816 nucleotides. It is a transcript of the gene TRIM7, whose product is annotated as tripartite motif containing 7. The transcript has 7 exons. Bases 34 to 1572 code for a protein of 512 amino acids. The record is from RefSeq and is a predicted model, not a curated record. NCBI's taxonomy places the organism in Eukaryota, Metazoa, Chordata, Mammalia, Chiroptera, Molossidae. Gene Ontology annotation, molecular function: protein binding; zinc ion binding.